CCACCACUGCUAUAACUCUCCUUCCCUCUUUCUCCUCCUCCUCCACCACCAUGGUCCUCUGCUAUCUUAAUUCAAGAAGUGUAUGAUCAUUUGAUCCAAGAAGUGGUAGAGACUAGAGAGUAGCUGUGUUGUCCUGUGUUGUGUGUUGUGUUUGAUCAUUGAGCUAAGCUAGCUGUGUAGCAACCACCACCAUAGCUUGAUCUUGCAAUGCUGCAAAGGAACCUGCCGAAUCUCUCCCUCCGGAUAAGCCCUCCGGCAGUAUCGUCGGCGGCGGCGUCCUCCGAGGUAUCGACGGCGGAGAAGCACCUGCCGACAGGAUCAAACGCGGUGACGGACGCGGAAGGAAGAGGCGAGGUAGGGUUCUUCGGAAACCCUAGCUCCGGCACGGCCGAGCCCCCCGGCCUGAGCCUGGGGCUCGGGACGACGGCGCACGAGGACGCCGCCGCCGGCCGCCAUGGCGACCGCCUGCAGCCGCAGGGAUGCCCGUUCAAGCGCGCGGCCACUCCCAGGGCGUCCCUGCCGGGAUCGAAGCGGAGCGUCCGCGCGCCGCGGAUGCGCUGGACCACCGCGCUCCACGCCCGGUUCGUGCACGCUGUCGAGCUCCUCGGCGGCCACGAGAGAGCGACGCCAAAGUCAGUGCUGGAGCUGAUGAACGUCAAGGAUCUGACACUGGCGCAUGUCAAGAGCCACCUCCAGAUGUACAGGACAGUGAAGAGCACGGACAGAUCAUCCCACAUUGCCGCAGGAGAGGCGCAGCUGCUGCAGCAGCAGGCAGGAAUGGAGGUGGAGGCAGGAGCUGGAGGAGGAGGUGGUGGUGGUGGUGGUGAUGGUGGGGUGGUGCUUCCGAUGAUGCCGGCAUGUGACGACAUGGUUGGGAUCUGCAGCUCGCCUGCCGCGGCGACUAGUUCCGCUGCUGCCUACUUCCUCUGCGCGACGACGUCGUCAGCAGCAACUGCUCCACCGGCAGUGGUGCCAUCGCUUCCAGCUCCAACCAUUCCCCCAAGGAGGACUGACCAUGCGCCAGUACUGGAAAAGGGUGUCGCAAUUGUUGACUCGUUGCACCGGUGUCAGAAACAUAACUACUCACCAGUGCUUCAAGAUGCUCUUCAGGGAGCUGAAGAAGAUCAUCAUCUUAUCGGGAGCCUGCCAAGCAUCGAGGCGAUGGCUGCUACCAACUCCUCGUCAAGUCCUGCGAGCUCAUCUCCAUCCCUCGCAAGUCUGGAGCAGCUGCUACCUGAACAUCACUCGUUUGCACCCAACCUGGAAAUCUCCCUUGGGAGACAGGACUGGAACAUGGACGACCAUCCUCAAGAACUGAGCCUGAAAUACCUGUGAAAAAAAACAAGAGGAAGAAAAAAAAAGGUUUCUCUCUCUUCUGGGUUUCACCCAACUAACCAUUGAUGAUUGAUCGAUCAGAUCGUUGUGAUGAAAGAUUGAUGACUGAAAAUAACCGCGUCCAUCCAUCCGAGGUUUUGCCUGAACUUUUUCUUGCCCAGCUUGCGAGUGGUCUGUUCUGAAUUUCUGAAGCCCAGUGUGCUUGGCCCGUAUGGCCAUAUCCAACAAAGCCCAGUAGUCCAGUACGUGUGCGUGGACUUGCCUUGCACACCGGAGUCAGA
Oryza brachyantha (malo sina) is the source of this 1616-nucleotide messenger RNA. Its product is annotated as probable transcription factor RL9. NCBI's taxonomy places the organism in Eukaryota, Viridiplantae, Streptophyta, Magnoliopsida, Poales, Poaceae. The transcript is spliced from 6 exons. Bases 208 to 1335 code for a protein of 375 amino acids. Gene Ontology annotation, molecular function: transcription cis-regulatory region binding. The record is from RefSeq and is a predicted model, not a curated record. Gene Ontology annotation, cellular component: nucleus. Gene Ontology annotation, biological process: abaxial cell fate specification; regulation of DNA-templated transcription.